Molecule: messenger RNA, 4040 nt
Organism: Rhinichthys klamathensis goyatoka
Lineage: Eukaryota; Metazoa; Chordata; Actinopteri; Cypriniformes; Leuciscidae
Product: microtubule-associated protein 4
Exons: 18
Coding region: 136-3951 (1271 amino acids)
Biological process (GO): microtubule cytoskeleton organization; neuron projection development
Cellular component (GO): neuron projection
Molecular function (GO): microtubule binding
Source: RefSeq, a predicted model, not a curated record
AUGUGAUUGGCUGAGAGCAUCAGAGGGCGGUGUCCUGUGUGUGCGGUCAGUGAAGAGCGCAGGGCGGAUCAGCUUGAGGCCGCGACACCAACACACGCGCGGAAAACUCUCGAAAAUCAACGAAAGCGUAAAGUGAUGGCGGAUCUGAGCUUGACCGAUGCUCUGAGCGACAGCGUUCCUCAGCCGGACGUGGAGAAGGCGGUGGAGAGGGACUUCAUCUCCACGCUGGAGGCCGAGGCCUUCGAGGAUCAGGUCGGAGAGACCGUGGGCAAGACCGACUUCAUCCCACUCCUGGACACUGAUGGGAAGGAUCCAGAUACAGUUGUCAAGAACGGACAGCAGGAAGGCCAAGGGUCUCAGACCCCUGGCACCGUGAAUCCGCUGACGUCGUGGAAAGACACACGGCCACAUCAGACUGACCAGCAGACGUUUGGGACAGACUUACUAUCAGGGGCGAUGUCUGGUUUUCCUGAUCAGUGGGGCUCACAGUCAAGCCCAACACAGAUGAUGGACAGCAGCCCGAUGGGACCGUUCUCAGGUUUCUCUCAGCCUAGCACAGUGUCUGCGGUGAUCACAGGUGCUGCUCCUCUCCAGACAGAAAGACCGUCUGGUGUGGCCGAACCACAGGGUUCACCAGAUGUUAAGGCCCCUGAAUCCCCCAAAAUACCAGCCGAACCCCCCAAAAUACCAGCCGAACCCCCCAAAAUACCACCCGAAUCCCCCAAAAUACCAGCUAAACCCCUGGCACCCACGACACCCAAGAGCCCACUGGACACAUCUGCAGGUGUCUUUGGUGAUCACUGGUCCGAUGAGGCCGGCAUUCCUUCUGACCUGCCCUUCACACCCAGCGUUUCCACCAUUAUCAGUCGCCAUGCAAGUCACCUGGUAGAAAGCCAGAGUGAUACGACCGAUCCCCAGUGGUCCCCGAGAGACAUAAGUGUGGGAGAUGCCGAGGAAAGGGAAGGCGAAGGAUCUGACCGUAAGAAGGAAAAGAAGAAGAAAAAGCGGAGACCCAGGGACGAGGUUUACGACUUCCACGCGGAAAUGCAAAGCGAAAGUGCUUUAUCCGAGAGCCUCCAUCAAUCCAAAGAAGAUGGAGGUUGGGAAGACGUCGGGCGCAUUGGUGGGAGAGCCAAGAAGCCGAAAAGCCGAAAGAAGAUACCCGAGGAAUGGGCGAUCCAUGCCGAACCCUUCGUCCCUUCUUCGGCCUCCGUGCCGCAAGAGUUCGCAACUGAUUUUACUCAAUCACCCCUUGGAGUUGACAGUGGUCUAGUGUCGUUUUCUGAGGACUACACUGAUGGGAGUCUCAUUCCUCUGUCUCUUACCCAAGAUCUCCUGUCUCUCACAGCUACUUCCCCACCAUCCACAACUCCUGCAACGAUCUCCCUAAAGUCUCCCGGUCGAGCCCCCGAUCAGCACCCCUUAUCCACGUCAUCUGGAUUCCAUGAUAUACUCAUGGACACGGAAGAUGAUUUCACCCUUCCAUCACCUCUGGGAAAAGCUGAUUCUCUUCUCAAUGAUGCUCAACCUUCUCCUGGAGGAACUUUUGAGGAGGCGAUGUUUGGACAAGAACAUCCCUACACCUCUUCCAUGGCCACCGAAGACUCAGGAGUGAAGCAGCCUCAGGCAUCCACCCCUGGAAGCACUUGUUUUGUACCACCGAUGGAAGAGCUAAUCUCAGCGCCUCCAUUUUCUCCAUCUGGACCUGCGUGGUCUCUUAACAACCACAAUCAACCUUUUGAUCUGGAAGAUGUUGCAUUUGAGACCCAAGUCCCAGUUCCUUCACCAAAGAGCAAAUCCCCAAAGGAACCAAAAACCAAACAAGGCAAGAAGUCCAGUUCAUCCUCAUCAAAAAGUCCAACUUCCCCUGAUGCAAAGUUGCCGUCUCCACAGAUUUCCGGUUUGAAUCCGGCCGCUCCGCCAUUCUUCCCUAGUUUUGCAGAACCUCGGGAGCAAGCCGGAGGACUGCCCUUCACAUUGGAAGGAAACUCUGAUAAGAACAAGCCAGAGGUGAACGAAAUGGACAAUGUCCAGAAGUUUGAUGACUUUGGUGUCUUCAGCAAGACAGACAAAGAUCAGAAGAAGGAAACUGUGGAGGAGAAAGACAAAACUGGCCACACAGACAAACAGACAACCAAAGAAGAGAAAACAGAUACUCAAGUGGACAAAAACAAAGACUUGGACAAAAACAAAGACUUGGACAAGUCAGAGAAAACGGGCAAAGAUGAAUCGGUUCCCAAAGUUGAGACGCCAGUGAAAGUUGAGAGCAUUGACAAGUUGGAAAAAACUACUAAAGAUGAGACUGAGAAGUUCGAGAAGACUACCGACAAAAAAGAGACCGCAGAAAAGAUUGAUUCUUCUCCAAAGAUUGAGAAAGUGAAGGUGGAUCCGGUGGAAAAGACUGAGAUCAAGACAGACGUAGUGAAAACCGAAGAGAACAAAUCAGACCAGAAAGUAGAGAAGGAGAAAGAAGAACAUGUGAAGGAGAAAGAACAACAGAAGACAGAAAAGGACAAAGUAGAAAAGAUUGAGCCAGCUGACAAGAAACCUGCCAAAGCUGAGAAGGACGAGAAAGCCAAAAAACCAGCAGCUAAACCCUCAGCGGCCAAGCCUGCGGUCACCAAUGGACGAGACUUGACCAGUCCCGAGAAGAAGACCAAGCCUGUCGCUGGGUCAAUCAAACCCAGUUCUACCAAGCCCAGACCGAGCUCGACCUCCACCGCCCCCAAACGCCCGACCCCGACCUUGACCUCCAGCGCACCCGCUCCCCUCAGCAAAAGAGCCCCAGUGCCCAAAGCACCCGCCCCGGCCCCGGCCACCAAACGACCAGCUACGGCAUCCACACGACCCUCCACCGCGACCAGCACCGCGGCCAGAGAGAUCAAGCCCAAGACGGCCACAGAGAAGCGCCCACUUGUGCCAAAAGCCACUGCCGCUCCGGCUCGACCCGCGACAGACAAACCUGCGCCCGCGACACGCACCGCGACCACGACACGCACCGUAGCCAGCGCUCCUGCAGCACGACGCCCGGCCGCAAAGACUGAGAGCAAACCAGGAGACGAAAAGAAACCAAGCACACUGAAAACUACAGUUACAGAUGCUGCCCGCUCUAAAUCCGCACCGCUCAAAGCCUCCAGCGCCACAAGCAGCGCCACCAGUCGCCCUCGACCCACCAAAACCCCCGUUCCCAGCAGCACCACAGCCGAGAAGAAGCCGCUGGUUCCCCGCGCUGCUCGACCCAGUGCCACCAGCACCACGACUCGGCCCAGUGGCGUCCCCCGACCCAGCUCCGGCUCCACACCAGCGCCCGACAUCAGAAACAUCCGCUCCAAGAUCGGAUCCACAGACAACAUCAAAUACCAGCCAGGAGGAGGGAAGGUCACAGUGUCUCAGAGCAGGACGGACACACACACCUCGCUCUCCAAAGAGACCAGCCAGGGCAAAGUUCAGAUAGUCUCCAAAAAAGUGGACUACAGUCACGUGACUUCCCGCUUGGGCUCCAAGGACAAUAUCAAACAUAUUCCUGGUGGAGGGAACGUCCAGAUUCUCACCAAGAAGGUUGACUUGAGUAAAGUGACCUCCAAGUGUGGAUCCAAGAGCAACAUCAAACAUAAACCAGGUGGAGGCGAAGUCAAGAUCGAAAGCCAUAAGGUGAACUUUAAGGAUAAAGCUCAGUCCAAGGUGGCGUCGAUGGAUAACGUCAAUCAUGAGCCCGGUGGCGGGAACGUCAAGAUUGAGUCUUUCAAGCUAAAUUUCCGCGAGAACGCCCGCUCUCGCACGGACCACGGCGCUGACAUCAUCACCUGGCCCGUCUCGAGUGACAGCCCUGUUUUCCACAGCAGCGUUUCGCUCACCGACUCCCUCAUCCCUCGCUCUCACACCACGCCGGCCCUCAUCUCCUCACCAGAACAACGGGGCGAAGUCGGCUCGCUCAACGACCUCCGGACAUGAUCUCUCUUUUCAUUGGUCCGCCGCUCCCUAAACCCCGCCUCCUACCAUUGCUAAGACUCAUAUGAUUGGUGUGCUGUUUGUUGACGUUC